Zasmidium cellare ATCC 36951 is the source of this 1245-nucleotide messenger RNA. RefSeq lists its product as uncharacterized. Lineage: Eukaryota; Fungi; Ascomycota; Dothideomycetes; Mycosphaerellales; Mycosphaerellaceae. Gene Ontology annotation, biological process: regulation of DNA-templated transcription. The transcript has 2 exons. Bases 1 to 1245 code for a protein of 414 amino acids. Gene Ontology annotation, cellular component: nucleus; Rpd3L complex; Rpd3L-Expanded complex. The record is from RefSeq and is a predicted model, not a curated record.
AUGAGCCUGGCAAAUCCCGAAGACGCAGCCUCUGUGCUGGAGCAGUUCGUGCAUGACGUCGCCAACAUUCCCGCCGAGGUCACCCAUCUCAUGGAAGAGAUCCAGGCCAAGGAUCUCCAAAUUGCCGCCUUCGAAGACGAAAUCAACAAACGAGACGCCCAGCUGCAGAAGUGGGUCCGUGUGAAUGGGGGCCAUGUGCAGAAUCCAAAGGAGGAAGCAUUCUCCAAAACUAUCAACGACUGCUACGACAAGUGCGAAGUUCUCCAGGCUGCAAAAUGUGGCCUCGCCGAGAAAGCCCUUCUGGUUCUCGAACGACAGCUCAAGCGAUUCGACCUUGGUAUCCGUGGCUUGACACAAACCGAACAAUUUCCCGCUGACUGGCCUGGUCCUAGUAUGCUCACCAGCAGUGGCGCUGCAACCGCCGUGAGCACGCCCAUAGCUGCUGGAGGGAGUGGCGUAACUCCCGGCAUGCCUCUCCAGGUCGUGAGUGGUAACAUUGGCUCGACUGGCGGGGCUCCCAACAUCGCGAAUGCAGCCCAAAUACGUCUCGCACAGCAAGCCGCAGGUGGAACGAGUCGAAGUGCGUCAGCUGGUGGACAGACCCCAAAUGCACCUGCUCGGAGUCAGCGUGAAGGCAGUAUCGAUGCAAGUAGAAGGAAGAAGUUCAACCAGUCCCUGUCAAAUCUCCCCGCAGGUCCAAGUAGGCUUCGCCAGUCAUCACUCGGUCCGGGGACACCCAAAGCUGGUACUCCAGGCCCAGGCACCUCGUCCCGCGCUGGAUCUGCGCAGCCUUCUAGGCCUGGUGGCGUCCAAAAGAGUCAACCUGUUGCUGUAAACCGCAAAGCCCCGCCCGCGUCCAAGAAGAGUGGUCAUCGAGCACGACCACCAAACAAGAAGGACCGUCGACGUCAACUCGCCCGUGAUAGAGCUACGCCCAGUACCAACGCCUCGCUAUCUGGUUCGGAUGAUGAUGACUCUGCAUCACCGACUCCAUCCUCCCUUCCCCGUAGUCAACAAGAUGGUUCUGGUGACCGCGCCGAUGACGAAGACGGCGAUGACGAGAACCUUUACUGCAUCUGCCAGAAGGUCAGCUACGGUGAGAUGGUUGGCUGCGACAAUGACGACUGCGAACUUCAAUGGUUCCAUUACAAGUGUGUGGGAGUUACGGAGGAGCCGAAGGGAGAGUGGCUCUGUCCAAACUGUCGAACCUUGCCCAAAAACAAGCUGAAGAUUUCGAAGAACUAG